CUUUGGAGAUGCUUACUGGCCGAAGUCUACUCACAGCAGCCUCCCCACGUCCCCUAGGCGACUGACUGGAGCAACACGUGAUGCGCUUUUACUUAUCAGGUUUAGGAGAGAGGAGAGAACAGCACUUUGAGGACGACCGGAGAGGAUAGCGAAAUAAAGUGCUUUUCCUCUCGCCUCUCAACUCUUUUUUCUGUUUUCCUCUUCAGGAAUUCAGAGAAAAGAGUGAGGGCAACAAAGUUGUCGAACUUUGCACAUCCUCAGAAACGCCAUUUUGAUUCCUCUCCGGAACAACUUUGCUGCUUCUUUUUUCUCAACCCAUCACCAGUCACCAUCAUCAGUAUGUCUCGGCGCAAGCAGCCCAACCCCAACAAAGUCAAACUGAUGGAGACCGCUUCAGAGCGCCCAGGGGGAGGAGCCAGCAAGGAGCUGACCUCACAGGAGGCGGAGCUUUCUGUGCAACAAGAGAACUCAGACUCAACACACGAUGACCUUACAGGGAGCAACGGAGCCAUGGAGGAGGAGGAGGAGGAGGAGGAGGAGGAGGAAGGAGGGCUGAACCGAGAGAACGGGAGGGAGGAGGUGGAAGGAGGGGACGGAGGUGUGGACCUCUCCUCCAUCAACGCCAUGAUGACCACGGUGAUGAAUGCCAAUCAGCUCAACGGAGUUGAAGACCCCACCUCCGCUAGCUCCACCCCCAGCAAGACCACGCCCACCAGAGCCCCGAGCAUCAGCCGCAACGCUCGGAAGAACCAGGAUGCCAAAGAUGACAGUUCAGCCUUUAUCUGCCCGCUGUGUGAAAAGAACUGUAUGACCCAGCACGGCCUCACCAUGCACAUCAGACAGCACAACUCUGAGAACGGAGCGACCGAUCACUCCUGCAGUAUCUGUGGGAAGGCCCUGAGCUCCGCCUCCUCGCUGGACCGCCACAUGCUGGUGCACAGUGGAGAGAGGCCCUACAAGUGCUCUGUCUGCGGACAGACGUUCACCACCAACGGCAACAUGCACAGACAUAUGAAGAUCCAUGACAAGGACCCAGUCAGCGCGUUACCCAUAAGCCCCCCCUCGCCCACUAAACGUAGACGACCGUCCGCAAAGAGGAAGUCAGGGCUGGAGGAGGAACUGGAGAGAGACGAGCCACCUAGUAAAAAGGUGCUGGAGGAGAGCCUGCUGGAGGACCUUGCCCGAGGAGAGGAGGAGCCAGUGCCCUGUCCCAUCUGCUUCAAGAACUUCAGCUGCAAAUAUGACCUGGAGAACCACAUGGACACACACCCCGACACCACUCUCAGGUGUGACUUGUGUUGCAUCUCGUUCCGUACCCACCGCGGCAUGCUGCGCCACAACGCCGCCAUCCACAAACUGCUGCCCUCUGACCCCAGCGGACACCCAUUCAUCCAGAACAACCCCUCCAUCCCCACCGGGUUCAAUGAUCUGGCUUUCAUCGACUUCUCCUGCCGCAAGUUUCCCCACAUUGCACAGGUGUGGUGUGAGACUAACCUGCGACGCUGCACCUCCAAAUUCCACCGCUUUGUCUGCGAGUCAUGUGACAAGGCCUUCCCCCUCCGCUCCGCUCUCAACCUCCACAAGACCACCACCCACCAGCAGGAACCUACUGCCCCCGCCCCCGCCCCUGCUCCUGCCAUAACUACCCCAGCCACUCAUGACGCUAGUGAGACCUCCGACCCGGAAGUGCCCUCAGCAGAGGGCCUGCCCCCUCAGCAGGCCAACUUCAUGUCAUCCCUGGGGCUGCAGCACGUGUCACAGGUUAAGCCCCUCCCCUCGGAGGAGGCUGAGCGGCAGGCUCAGCUGGACAGCAUCAAGGUGAUCCACGUGGAGCCCCCCCUCUCCUCCCUGCCCCAAGAGGCUGCAGCAGCAUACCUUGGGGGCCUGGAGGGGCUGGGGGGCCUAGCGGGGCUGGGGGGCCUGGCGGGGCUGGGGGGCCUGGCUGGGCUGGGGAUGCCUCUCCUGGAGGCUGUGGCCUCCUCGUCCUCCUCCUUCCAGGCCAUGUCCCAGAGGGAGGCCCUCAGCCUGCUCUCCCUGCAGCCCUUCCAGGGGGGCUUCCUCCUGCAGCCAGACGGGAGUGCCGUGGCCAAGCCUGUCCGUGGAGAGGGCGGGAUCAUGGAGCUGGCUGACAUACAGCAGAUCCUCAAGGUGGCUGCCGCCGCGCCCAAUCAGAUGGGGCUCCUCCCACCGCUGGCGAAGGCGCCGGGAUACAGUGGGGGGCCCCCCCCGGGUCAUGGUCAGAAGGCCAUGCCCCCCCUUAAGCCCAAGCCCCUGGUGACCCCUCGCUCCAGCCUGAUGGCCUCCACGCCGCCCCCUCUCCAGAGCACCCAGCUGGCCUCCCUGGGCUGCAUCAGCCCCAGCCUGCCCCCACCCACCCCCAGCCACCUCCACAAGACCCCCCGUCAGACCUCCUCCUCCUCUUCCUCCACCUCCUCCCUCGGAGGACAGAUGGAGGCAGAGUGCAUGGGCGACGCCCACAUGCCGGCCGACUUGACCGAGGCGCAGAUCAAACUGGAGGAGGCGGGGGGCCCGGGCGGAGCGGGCGGAGCCGGGAAGAAGGCGGGUGGCGGAAAAGGCGCGGGAGGAGGAGGAGCCAAAGCCAUGUACCCGUGCCGCUUCUGCGACCAGGUGUUUGCCUACUCCGGGGUCCUGCAGGCCCACAUGCGCUACCACCUGGGCAUCCUGCCGCACCAGUGCAACAUUUGCGACUACGUGGCGCCCGACAAGGCCACGCUGAUCCGCCACCUGCGCACGCACAGCGGCGAGCGCCCCUACGUCUGCCGCGUCUGCCACUACCCCUUCACCGUCAAGGCCAACUGUGAGCGCCACCUGAGGAAGAAGCACGCCAAGAACUCCAGGAAGGAGAUCGAGAAGAACAUCAAGUACGUCACCGCCACGUCCGGGCCCGGCGGCAACGUCACCACCACCACCACCCAGGAAGCCCUGGAGCUGGGCUCGUCGGGCGAGACGCUGUGCAGGUUCUGUGGCGAGGACCUCAAGACGUACCGGGCGCUCCAGAUCCACCUGAGGACCCACAACGGCUGCCAGAGGAAGCCGUUCGAGUGUCGCCGCUGCGGAGCAGCGUUCCUGGCCAAGAGGAACUGCAUCCACCACCUCCUCAAGCAGCACCCGGAGGUCCAGGAGAGGGAGAUAGAGGAGCACAUCGCCACCCUCAUGCCCGCUGCCACCACUGGCACCACACCGGUCCCCAACGGCCUCCCCCCAGCCCCCACCUCCUCCUCCUCCCUGCACUCCUCCCUGCCGGCGGUGAAGGUGGAGGACCUGAGCGUGUACCAGGUGCCGGGGGUGCUGGACCAGCCCCUGGACUUCUCCAACAAGAGAGGAGGUGGAGGCGGGGGGAGCGAGGGCAGCAGUCUGGCUGGCAGCCUGUCAGAGUCUCCUGGGAUCAAGAUGGAGGCCCUGUCCCCCUGCUUUGACGCUCCGCUGGACCAGCCCAUCGACCUGUCCAUCCCCAAACACCCCAGAAAGAAGCUGCGCAUCGAGGCCCCCUCGGGAGGGGACCGGAGGGACAUCAAGAUGGAGCAGAGCUCCCACAGUAUCCUGGAGCUCCAGCAGCAGGGGGGGGAUGACAGAACAGCCCCCCAGCCCGGCUGUUACCAGCACCCCCUCAACACCAGCCUGAUCGCCUCUGGACGAGGCCCCCGACUCAAACCUCUGCUGCCUAAACCAGCAUCAUCAUCCUCGAAGGAGCCUACUCCCCUGGCCUCCAUCGCUCAGAUCAUCUCCUCUGUGUCCGGACCUCCAGCUCUUCUGAAGAGAGAGGCCAGUCUGGACACCAAGCUGCCCAGCGGCCUCACCCCUAUCCUGGCCACCGAGGCGGCUGAGCUCCAUGGCGGAGGGCUGGAGAAUCCUGACCGAGCAGCAGCCCCAGGCGAGGAUAGCAUCCAGCCACCAGAGGGCCCCGCUGCCAAAAAGAGAGGCAGGAAGAAGAGCAGCCACGUGGGACGGCCCCCUGCGUCCGCACACCCCAAGCCUGAGCCUGGCAUCAACACUGGCAGCGGCAUCGACUUGGAGUCCAGCGGCGAGUUUGCCAGUGUGGAGAAGAUGCUGGCGACCACCGACACUAAUAAGUUCAGCCCCUACCUGCAGACCGGCAUAGGGGAGCAUGUAGGCCGGAGGGAGGGAGGAGAGGAGAAGGAGGGGCAUGAGGAGAGUAAGCGCUCUCCAGGGGCAACGAAAGGAAAGAAGAACGCCUACUCCAACUCUGUCCAGAAGAUGACCUGCCCCUUCUGCCCGCGAGUCUUCCCCUGGGCUAGCUCUCUACAGAGACACAUGCUCACACACACAGGCCAGAAGCCAUACCCGUGUCCCAAGUGCGACGCUUUCUUCUCUACCAAGUCCAACUGUGAGCGCCACCUGCUGAGGAAACACGGCGUCACCAACCGCUCGCUGCGACGCAACGGCGCCGUGGGCAAGGGCAAGGACGGGGAGGACGGCUCGCACGACAGUGGAGAGAGCCAAUCAGAUGGUGAGAUGGGGGGCAUGGAGGCUGUGGAUCUGAGCAGUGGGGAGCAAGGCCAGAGGCCAGGCUCCAGGAGCAACCUGGACCCGGGCCACGAGGCCCAGCACGGGGUAGCAGAGAGAAGAAGCGGCCCUGGUCACAGCCACAACCAGUCGAGCCUCCACACUGACGACGAGGACUCCCAAAGUAACAAGAGUCUGGACCUCAACUUCGCCAGCAAGCUCAUCGACUUUAAGUUCUCCUCAGGGGGAGGGGCGGAGGGCCAGAACUCCCAGUCCUCCUCUUCCUCCUCUUCGUCGUCAUCCUCGGUGGCGGGGGAGGAGCCGGAGAGAGCCGGCCAAUUGCAGGAGUCGGAGGUGAAGCUCAGCUGCAAGGUGUGCAAGAAGAGCUUCCGCUACGCCGCCACGCUCGCUCGCCACGAGAGGGCACACCUGUGCGAGGGGUCGGAGGUCGGUUUCUCCCUGAACUCCUCCGCCGCCGUCACGUCCCCCGCCGAGGACGAAGAGCUGGAGGAGGACGAUGAAGAGAUGGAGGGAGACGGAGAGAGAGGGAGCGAGGGAGGAGAGAGCGACUCGGAGGGGGAGGACAAAGAGAAGGGGGAGAGAAGCGACGAAGAGGAGGGCGGAGCGUCAGAACCAAAGAACGGCGAGGGAGAUGCCGGGGGCGGAGCCGGCAAGGCGGACAAGAGGAAGAAGAUCUGCAACGUCUGCAGCAAACGCUUCUGGUCUCUGCAGGACCUCACCAGGCACAUGCGCUCACACACAGGUGAGCGUCCAUACCAGUGCCAGGUGUGUGAGCGCACCUUCACCCUGAAACACAGCCUCGUCCGCCACCAGCGGAUCCACCUCAAGCCGCGCAGCGCAGAGGGGAUGGACGCCGGCGAUGUCACCGGCUUGGACGUGGCCGACGAUGAGGGCUACAGCGGGCGCUCGGGCAGCGAAGGGGAGUUCACCCCCACCAGCACCUGCCCCCCCUCGGAGAACGAGAGCGAGGGCUUGAGAGAGGAGGGGGGAGAGGGGGAGCACAGUCCACGGAAAGGGAGGCCCCGGUUUGAACCGGAAACGCCAGCCAGUGAGCCAGUGACAGAGUUUGAGCAGAGCUCGGAACCACCUUCAGAACCAGUCAUGGAACCCGAGUUGGAGCCGGCUGAGCAUGCUUCUGAGAGUGGGUCUGUGGAGGACGCCUUUGACCCUGCUGCAGACACACCCACUGACCCAAAACUCUCUACCGACACAAGUGUAGAACUGGCUGCAGACACAGCCGCAGAAGGUUCUGCAGACACAAGUGUAGAACUCCCUGCAGACACAGCCGCGGAAGGUUCUGCAGACACAGCUGCAGAACUCCCUGCUGACACAGUUGCAGAAGCUGCAGCUGACACAGGUGCAGAAGGUGUUGCAGACAGUGUUGCGGACACGGCUGCAGACAGUGUUGCAGCUCCAGACACGGCUGCAGACAGUGUUGCAGCUCCAGACACGAUUGCAGACAGUGUUGCAGCUCCAGACACGGCUGCAGACAGUGUAACAGCUCCAGACACGGCAGCAGACAGUGUAGCAGCUCCAGACACGGCAGCAGACAGUGUUGCAGCUCCAGACACGGCUGCAGACGGUGUUGCGGACACGGCUGCAGACAGUGUUGCAGCUCCAGACACGGCUACAGACGGUGUUGCGGACACGGCUGCAGACAGUGUUGCAGCUCCAGACACGGCUGCAAACGGUGUUACAGUUUCUAAACCAGAACCCGCUCAAACACCGGAACCAGCCCCAAAGACUCUUGCUGACCCCGCCCCCCAAGCCCCAGCUGCUGGCGUGACACCGGAGAGCUCCAAAGAAUCCUCAUCCUCGUCCCCCAUUGCUGCCCCUGAGAUGGCCCCCUCUGCCCUCCCCACCCCCGACCUCCCCUCGGAAGGCUUCAUCCAGGGCCUUCUGGAGAUCCACGCCAGCCCCUCCCUGGAGCACAUCCUACCCAGCGGGGAGCCUCCUCUGGUGGGUGUAGAGUGAGGCAGCAGCCCCCAUCCUCCUGUCCUGCUUGUCCCUUAUGCAGCGGAGGUCUCCUGUGGGACACCACAGUGCCAUAUGAUGGAGGUUCUCCUCCAGGAUGCAAAACUCUCUGAUCCAUGCAGAGAAACUUUGCCUCCAAGUGCCUUAACUACUACACCUGUGGGUUGAUCAGCUGUUUUGUUGUUGUAAUUUUUUGCUAUAUCUUUAUCUACAUUUACCCACCCGGAGGAUCUAAUUUUUUUAUAGCUUUUUAUGAUGAUGAUGAUGAUGAUUUACAUAAUUUUUGUCAGGGCCGGGGAUCUUGCUAUACUGAGAUAAAUUAAUUAUUGAAUAAUAAGCAAUAUAUGGAUGAGUUUAAUGUUGGCUGGUGCUAAGGCUCCGUAAAAUGGAGGGAGCAGCCGUCUGUGUGUGUGUGUGUGUGUGUCACCCUGUGAUGGGGGCCUGAGCUAUGUAACUGGAAACACACAAACACAUGGAGAGGUAAUCUUAGUUCUACUUCCUGAUACGGUGUUGGUGUAUUCUAUGGAGCAACCUAUUGUUCUGGUGAGGAUGUUUUGUUGGCCAACAUUUCAGUUAGUCAGCUUUUGGAAACAUUCAAACAAGUAUGAACUAAUUUGAUCAUGCGUGUGUCUGAGCUGGGGGGGCCUGGACAUCAGAUGGGGAUUUGAACCCAGACUAGAGAACAGACAGGCCUCAGUUGAACCUUGUUUUCUUUUAUGUUUCUUUUAUUUUUAUUAUCAGACAUUCUUCUCUUUCUGAUGGCUUGGCUCUUUCCCUGGACACAAUAUGGGCAAUAUUUGCCCCUGACUGUGUGUGUGUGUGACGAUGUGUGUGGAUCACAAUCAGGAUCAUUCUCAGUCUGUUCUAUGACAGUGUGCUAUGAUGGAAUAUUCUCACUGUGUGUUGUUGUGAGCAAUUAUGGUUUAAUUUUACUUCACAUGAACAAAAGGGCUAGGUGUGUGUGUGUGUGUGUGUGCGUGUGCAUGCAUUGCUCACCUGUCUGUCGCCCCCUACAGUCUGAAUGAAAGUAUAGAGAGAUAGGGGUAAGGAGGGUUUGAGUCUUCCAUACUUGUUGGCCCAGACAAGCAGGAGAAGUGAGGGUAUUGGGGGUGGUGUAUCAACAGUGAGGUGGAACACUAGUUAGUUGUUUUGUUUGAAUCGUUUAUUGUUUAUUUCCUAGUCUUGUGUACUGGAACCGUGUCGCCCUGCUGCCCAAAAUCUUAUAUUUCAAAAGGGGGUAAAAUGUCCCCCAACGACACAGACAGGAUUAUUUUAUUUUAAUUUUUGAUGCAUCUACAGCUACAUUUGCUGUAUAUUCUUUUUUUUUUUUUUUUUUUUUACAUAUAUAAAGGAACCUCA
Messenger RNA from Hypomesus transpacificus, 7839 nucleotides. It is a transcript of the gene rreb1a, whose product is annotated as ras responsive element binding protein 1a. Lineage: Eukaryota; Metazoa; Chordata; Actinopteri; Osmeriformes; Osmeridae. Gene Ontology annotation, biological process: regulation of transcription by RNA polymerase II. Gene Ontology annotation, molecular function: DNA-binding transcription activator activity, RNA polymerase II-specific; RNA polymerase II cis-regulatory region sequence-specific DNA binding. The transcript is spliced from 12 exons. The coding region runs from base 340 to 6480 and encodes 2046 amino acids. The record is from RefSeq and is a predicted model, not a curated record. Gene Ontology annotation, cellular component: nucleus.